Trichoderma aggressivum f. europaeum is the source of this 600-nucleotide messenger RNA. RefSeq lists its product as uncharacterized. The coding region runs from base 1 to 600 and encodes 199 amino acids. The transcript is spliced from 2 exons. The record is from RefSeq and is a predicted model, not a curated record. Lineage: Eukaryota; Fungi; Ascomycota; Sordariomycetes; Hypocreales; Hypocreaceae.
AUGAGCCCUGCCAUGCGUGCCGGAAUGGACACCGAGGUCUCGACAAGAACGGCUCCCAAGGGCUCCUUUUCGUCAAAAGGUGUGGACGAGAGUGAGAGCGAGCCCUUCAGUGAUGACGGCAUACUAGGAAACCGCCUUCUGAGGGAUGGCACUCGACAGAAGACCCUGCAAUGUCCGUUGGAGGGUCCUUUCUGCCAUUUUAACGCUAUCCUCCAGAACCCGGUCGUAACAAUGCCGCCUCUCAUCACCCCGAACCUGGGCGAGGAGGGGGCUCCUCGUGCCGCUGUGGAUGGGAUUGACUUGGUGUGCCCACAGGUCCACACCAAGGUGCAUAUGCGCGAUCUUCCGCCGCCACGUGAGACUCGUUCGGCCGCCGCUCUCAUUGGCGUGAGGGAUAUCGGCCAUAGAAAGUCGGAACCGGUGAUAGUGAGCGUUCGGGGGGGUGGAUUUGCUGACCAACAAGCCACGCAAGAUGGGGAACGUUUGGUGGUUCAUCGAAACCAGCCUGAGCCCCAGCAGAGCAUCGUCCAAAAUCACUUCUACGAGUACGAGUACUUGUACAACUCUACAAGGCAAAAGUCGCUUCAUGCUGACAAUUAG